Molecule: messenger RNA, 17207 nt
Organism: Lymnaea stagnalis (great pond snail)
Lineage: Eukaryota; Metazoa; Mollusca; Gastropoda; Lymnaeidae
Source: the annotation of a GenBank genome assembly
GGGAGACAACCACCCCAAAAUGCAUUAGACAGAGUUGUUGUUCCUUGAUUGUUUGUGAUCUAAGCGAAAGAGUGUAGUCCUGUCUAGAUAUUUAUGUCCCAAAUUCUUGUUGAAAUCAAAUGUCGAGAAUAUCGAUGUUACAAGUAAGUCUUCUUUUUGUUAGUGUGAUGUUCUUGUGUAAAUUUAAUAUGUGUUGGGUUUUUUUCUUUCUCAAUACAUCACGUUGAGUAAUGGCGCCUUUGGCUGGUCGGGGACCAGUCAUUGUUUCCGUCACUAUUGUGGCUAGGAGUAGGAGAGUUGUUGCAGUAGUUAACUUUCAGGAUUACUUAUUUGUUUCGGUGUUGUAAAGAAACGCAAGCAUCCUUAAUUUAAUUAGAAUGAAAGGCAACUAAAGCAAUGGAAUAUUCUCUAAUUAUUGCCAUGCCUGUAAUUUUUUUCUCUCUUAAAGUUAAAAUAAUUUUGGAAAAGGUAGGCCCAGAAAUGUUGUUUCUACUCCUACUUCUACAAAGAAGGGCAUUACGAGGCACCCAUGCCAUGGGCCUUAGUUUACAGCUUAGAAAUAUUUAAAGCCAAAUUCCAAUAACUGGAUUGAUCUAUCUAGUUUGAUCAUCAAGAAAUUGUUAGUCUAUUGAACGUGACUUAGACAUCAAUCAGACCAAUCAAUAUAACAAAUGCCUUAAAUUGUCAACUGUAGCCUACUGACCCAAAUUAUUAAUUUUACUUUUUAUUUACACUUUUAGUCGUUUUUAUCAACUGCAAUUACAAUUUUUUUAGACACCAUUAAUUAAUACUAAUUUCUAUUAAAAAUCAGAUAGUCUAUAAUUAUAAAAUGUUAUUCAAAAAUCAGUUUCAUGGGUGACAGUAAAAUAACCCACUCAGGCCACUGUGACUGUUGCUUUGACCUAGUCAUUUAUGACCUUGACCUACUUUUACAAUUUAAAAAAAAAAUAAUUAAAAGCUUUAAAAGCUUUAUUUUGUAAUCUGUUUAUAAAUGUUUUAAACUAUUUUAUUUUAUUGACAGCAUUAAUAUCUUAAAAACCUUGGUGAUCUAAGUUUUUAUAUUUAAAAAAAAAACUAAAAAUAUUAAAUUUAUUUAUAUUCUUAAUGAUUACUUAAAAUUUAUUGAAACAAAAUUGGGAGAUAAGUGAUAAGGAUAAAUUCUGAGGAUUAAUUAAAUAAGUGUUAUAAAAAACGAAGUGUCUACACGUCCGGCGCGCCGGACAAAUAGUGUGGGAGAUAUACGUCCGGCGAGCAUGUCACGUGACCGCCGGACGACUAGUAGGCAUUAUUAUUCCGAAGAAGGCAUCUUUUGAGAAGAUCGUGUGUGGUCUUGUGGUAGAGUGGCCGCUUAACGAUAUUAUAUUUGUGGAUCAAUUUAAAUUAAAAAUAUUUGAAAUUAUAUUUAAUCUAUAUUAUCAUGUUCAUCAGCUACAGUAGUUUUAUGAGAAGUUUUAAAAUAUUUUGUAGCAAUUCAAACAAUUUAAAAUGAAAUCUUUUACUUUUAUUAGUUGCCUAUGCAUACUGAAUACUGGCCCAUAAUUUAUUUUAUAGAUUACUGGUACAUAAACUCAAAUAACAAACUCAAAUAACAAACUAAACAAAAUGUUUACAAGGCACUUUCACUUAAGUUUUUUUUCUUCUACUAUUUGCAUGCAAGUUACUUAUUACAUUACUUGGUAAAGAAAUAUAUUUUAAAAUUAACUAUAGUUUUGAAUCAUUCACGGUAACGUGACAAGGCUGAUGACAAAAUAUCUCUCGCCACUUUGUUACGGCGGUCAUGUGACUUGGUCGCCGGACAAAUACUGCGGGAGAUAUACAUCUGUGCCGGUUACAAACCCCGAAUAUAAUAUAAAUAAACAUAUUUAACAUGAAAAACUUCAACUUUGUCGCCCUCCGAUAAUGUGGCCUGGUUUGUUUCCCCACAUACCCCACCGUUCAAGUGGCCUAAGACAGUGUUCUUUUGAAUUUUUCAGUGAAGAACAAAGAGAGGUAGGGAUAUAUUGGACUUGUGAUUAAUGCAGAGGCGUAGCGAGGGUGUUUGGCGCCCGGGGACAAGAUUCGCACCCGGGGACAAGAUCCAUUUUAAAGCGCCCUUUUUUCUUUUUUUCAACUCUCAAACCCAUUAUUUUCAUCAAUAAAAUAAUAUCAAAGCACAUUUUGGCGCCCCUAACUAGCUGGUGCCCGGGGACAACUGUCGUCCCGUCCCCCCCCCCCCCCCCCCCCCCCCCCCCCCCUCACUGCGCCUCUGGAUUAAUGGGGGCAAAAAGUGAUAUCACUUCUUGGACUCAAUCAAGGUAUGUGAUUCACAUAGAAAAUUCUAAAAAUUUUGGCUUUCAUUUGAGUUCUUUGUUGUAAGUUUAUUUGAAAAAACUGUUGGCAAUACUAAUAGCUGACACAUCUGACUUAAUACAGGUUUAAAAAAUAAUUUUAAAACAGGUUUAAAGACUUUGAAUCACUUUAGGCACAUUUCCACAUUUUCUGAAAACUUUGGAGAUAGUGAAACUUCAGAAAGACAUUGGAUGAAACAGAAAUGUAUAGCCUUUUGAGUUUCACAGUGCUACAAGUUUCUAUCUUAAGGCAUAUGUGAGCAAUUUUUCUAGAAUAUUAAAUGAUUUAUAAAAAAUCAAAGUCAGUUUCAUGGUCAAAUAACAUUGCUGAUUAUGGUAGUCUUUUCUGGAUAUUAUAAUUUUGAUAAAUACAGAUGCGUUAGUUGAGAAAAAAACAUUACCAGCUGAAUGGCAAAAAUGAAUAUAACAGAGCACAUCUCUUUUUUUUAAAAAAUAUUCUUUAUUGUUCAUUUUAAAUUUAUAUAAAAACAUUUCAGUAUAUGGGAAAUAAGCUCUAAUCAUGUGUAAUGAUAUAUGUAUAUCCUCUUCUUUUUAUAUUUUAGGGGCCCACGAUCAAUUUGUUGAUCAUUCUGGCUCCUGGUUUAAAUUCAGAGUUUGCCUUCUCUUAGAUGGGUUGCUUUCCAAGGCUAACGAGCCAUUUCCACCCGGGAGCUUGGGUUGUUGAUCCUGGUGGGGAUGGAACUCAAGACCACUAGCUAUUUGGUGUGAGACAGUUUAGACUGCUCGGCCACCCAGCACCCAGUAUAUUCUUAAUAUUUUAUUAGGUGUUUGAUUUGUAAUCAUCAAUGGCGUUUGUAGGUGUAUUCAUCACCCUGGGCUAUCAAAUCGUCCUUUAUUAGCCCCUAGUUCCAGUGGGAAUCUGCCUAUAGUAUAAUGAUAUUUAUUUAUGCAUGUUUUCUAUCUUGUAUUGAACAUGAACUCUUUAUAUUCCUUGAAUUUUUCUUUUUUUUCAUGAGAUUUCAAGUGACCUUACAAAAGAUUGAAUAACAUUUAGAAUCCAUGUCUAAAGUUCAUGAUGUUAUAAAUCAAUGUGUAAGGGAAUGCAUGAGGCUCCUACACAUGUUUGUUUCUAAACAUAAAAGUUCAACAUUUUGAAGCUGUGAGGAUAAUAAUGCUAAAUUAAUUGUUUUAAAGAAAAUGUGUAAUAAAUUGUUAUGGUGAUCAGAUGCAAUGAAUAAAUUUAAAAAGAAAUACCUGGAAUUAUUUCAUCUCUUUCUUUUUCUCUGUGGAUGCCACAUUAUGGAUUGUCUGGUGAUUUUAUCUUGGAGUGUUCCCUAUCCACCUCCAUCUUUACAUAUUUUGUCUUCAGCAAUAGGCUCCUGGUAUGUCCUUUUCAGUAAGCCUUUGUUGGUGAUGGUGUUUGGCCAUUUGAUGUUCAGGAUCUUUCUAAGGCAAGUGUUUGAUGAAGGUCUGUACUUUCUACGUAAUGCUCACUGUUCUCCAAGUUUGGCUCCAUAGAGUAGGAGUGUUUUGACAUUUGUGUUGAGGAUUCUGGCUACAGUUUGCAGAGUCUGCUCCUUUGACUCCCAUAUUUUCUUUUAUAGCACAAUUGCUGACCUAGCCUUUCCAAUUCCAGCCCACACAUCCACUUCACAUCCACCAUUUAUGUUAUUGCUGCUGACUAUGUGAAGGCCUCCACUUCUUCCAGUGCAUAUUCUGCCAGAGAGAUAUGUUCUUUGGUUGAGUGAGUUUACCUUCAUGAUAUUUAUCUUGCGUUUAUUUAUACUGAGUCUGGGUGGUGCUGAAAUAGUGGCUAUGUCUUUAGUCUUUUCCUGCAUUUGUUGCUGGUUGUGGGACAGAAGUGCAAUGUCCUCUGCAAAGUCUAGAUCAUUCAGUUGUUCCCACAGUGUCUACUGUAUCCCAUUCCUCUUUUUGUCUGUGGAUUUUUCUAUUAUCCAGUCAAUGGCAAGAAUCAAUAGAAAGGGGGACAAGAGACAUACUUGUCUGACUACUGUUUCCUCUUUAAAGCAUCUGCAAGCCUACCUUCAUGUACCACCAUGCAUGUUAUUUCUUCAUAAGAACUCAGCAUGUUCCUGACUAGUUUUCCUGGUUCCCCAUAGUGCGGGUGAAGUUUCCACAAGUUUUGUAUGCCCAGCCUAUAGGAGGAGUUCCAUUCAAUUGUUAGUUCUACAGUGAUUCAUAGUGUUGCAAUUUGAUCUAUUUCGGCGGAAGCCAGCCUGUUCAUCUCGUAGCAGCGUGUCGACCUGGUCCUUCAUUGUAUUCAAAAUAAUUCUGUUAAAGACCUUUCCCGGUACAGACAACAGUGUAAUUCCUCUGUAGUUGACACAGUUGCUGAGAUCCCCUUUCUUUUGUAUCUUGAUGAGGUAUCCUUCUUUCCAAUCUUUUGGAACUCUCGCUUCUUCCCAUAUCUUUUCAAACAUAGGAUGCAGCAUGUUGACUAUUGUAUCUAUAACUGCUCUCAUCUCUGUCCCGAUGCCUUCCCUAUUUGGAGCUACUUCAUAGCAGGGGCUAUUUCUUACAUUUGUAAGUCUUCAUUUGCUGGUUGACGUUGUAUAUCAGGUAUGUCUGUUGGCGGACGUCUGGUUAGUAAUUCUUUCAAGUAUUCCACCCAUAAUUUUUGUUGGUCUUUCUAUUCCUUUAUUGAUCUACCUUCUUUAUCUUUAACAGGUCUCUGGAACCUUUUUUAUCUUCUUGGGAGCUUUCUUGUUAUGCCAUAGAGCUCUUUCAAGUUGCCCUUCUUGGCUGCUUCUUCUGCUGUUGAUGCUAGACCAUCUAUGUUAGCUCAAUUAUCCUUUUGAUGCUGUUCUUUACCCUUCGAUUCACUUCUUUAUAUUUCUCUUGUGCUCUUGUUUUCUCUGCCCGGGUUAACUACACUCUUCAAUUAUUUUUCUUUCUUUUCUUGUUAAUGAACAGCUAAUAUUAUUUAUACUACGUUGGGGGAUGAAAUUGAUAAAAAGUGUAUAGGCCUAUGCCGACUAUUACUUCACUUGCAUUUUCAUAGCUCCCAAUAUUGUGUAAAUAUAAUAAUGGCUUUUAAAUAUCCUAUCAUUGAAAUUUUUUAUCUACAACACACACAGAUGUCAAAUUUCAUGCUCUUCAGGAUGAAAUAUAUUAUCAUAGGUAGUUCCAAAUGCAUUGUUGACAUUCUUUAGCAAUAUUUUCUAAGAAUAAAGAUGUCCCUAUUAUCUAAUGUAAUAAAAUAUUCAUCUAUAUAUAUAUAAAAAUGAAUGUAUGUAUGUCCUGUGUGUACUCCUAUACCAUUCAUCCGAUUGCCAUAAAACUUUGGUGAGUUGUUGUCCGCACGCCAGAAAAUGCUUCCAAAUAAGUACAACCAUUUCACAAUAUUCCAUUUUGUUUUUCUUAUAUGAGUUAUAUAAAUAUAAUUUAAAAUAGAGCUAAUGCAUAGUUGGAUGUAAUUUAAUCAAAUAUAAUUAGCUAAAUUUCAGUUUGUGUGACAUAAUAAGUAGGUUUCCAAAUUCGUACAAUCAUUUUAAAAUUUGGGGCUGGGGGCCUUAAAUUCAUUUAUUUUUUAAUUAUAUGAGCAUUAUAAAUAACAUUCAAAUAGAGCUAUUGUAUGGGUGGAUCAAUUGCUACAAGUGUGUGAACUAAAUUUUGAAAAUCCAUGCUUCUCACAUGGACAGCUGUAUGUGGCCUGCUUACACAUGGAAAAACCUUCUAAUUUAUUGGUGUACGCACUAGACAGAUAAACCCCAAAAAAUACUGUCUAUAUAAAAAUUAAUUUAAAAAACAUAAUUAAAACACAAACACUUUCUUUCUUUGAGUGGCAUUGUAUCGCAUGCCUGGUACUCGGUAGUACAUUAUAAAAGGAUGCUGUUUAAGAAAUUUCAUUUGAAAUGGCAAGUAAAUAUUUUAUUAUUCUUAAAAUCAAAAAUUAAACCCAUUCAUUUAUAAAAAUUAUAAUACAACUCAGAAAAGCAUAGAAUGCUGCAACACUUGAAAACUUGUCUUCUCGUAUUUACUACUUCCUUGGGCUGUAAUAGAUGAUUUUAAUCAAAAUAUGAAUCGGUAUCACUUGAUUCUGGUUCUCAAUUAUCUUCCUCAGGAGAUUCAAAUAGAAAUUGAUAUUUUCACCAGUAAUAUUCAUUUUCAUAGCGAUUGCACUGCGCCAUCGAUUAGCAUCUAACAAAAAUGUUCCUACAAUGGCGACUCUUGCUUCAGCAUGUCACAUGUUUCUUGAACUCGCUAAACAUCAAAUUUAUUAAAUAGUUUUCUGCCAAUAGUACGAUUAAAUAAAUAUAGAAUAAUUUAAAAAAUAAGGACACAUUUUUAUUAGCCGAAAUAGCCUGCGUAUAUAAAGUUACUCUUUCUAUAUAAGAGGAAUUGAGAGAGUUAAACUCGAUUUUCUGUUAGACAUAUCGAUAAGAUACUUUAAGUGUGAUUUGUAUUGGUGACUGUAAGUGUAAUUUAAAUUGAUUUUCACUCAAUCAGUUAGUCAUACAAAUACUUAAAUGGUUCUAAUUUGCUCUUAAAGUUCCUUCCAUAUGGUAUAGAUCUAACAGUUUAAUUUUUUUUGUUUCAAUUUCUACCACUAAGGCAGAAUGGCUUCUCAAGGGAUGCAGUAAAGUUCACCUAACAGUCCUGUCCUGUGUGUCAGCCGGCAGAGUAUGAUGGACCAUGGCAAGAAGCUGCCACCAAUAACACUAAGUAAUACCACAAUUGUAAGUAUGAGUGGAAAUUAUGUAUGGUUAACACUUGGUAAUGCCACAAUCUAUUAUUGUUAAGUAUAGGUGGGAUUUAUGGUGUGGUCCAAGGAUUCUGCACUAUGUGACAAACAGUUUUUAUUCUGGUGGUGCUGGAUACUUAUAAUGGCUUUGCUGGAGAAAACUUUAGGUGCAUAUUCCAGUUAUUUUAUGUAAUUGUGCAAUCUGGUUCAAUUCAAGAGGUAAUAAACAAUUAUUUUCCCCAGGUAUAUAAUGUGUUAUCAAAUAGAUGAAGUAAUCAGUUUUGUCCAGCUUAUAAUAUUGUUGCUUUGCGUAAAUAAGUUUCCUUAGAUGCUAGCAUAUUAUCAAAACAUCCCUUCAUUUUCAUUCAUCAUUGUCCCUACAGUGAAUCACUCAAUUUGUGAGACACUCUGGGCAAAUGUCAGGGGAAUUUUCUGGUGGAUAACCAUGCCAUCCCAUAAACACCAUACAUCAUUGAAACUAUAAACAAUACAAUGCUUUUAAUUUUUAGAACAUUUCUUUUUAAAAAUUAAAUAAAAAUUGUAUUUAAAAAAAAUUUUCAACAUGUACUUCUUGAUGCUAUGUUUACUCAUGAAUAAGAUAUACUAAUGAUAUAAGAAAUUGUGGAGACAUUAGUAUCAAAUAUUUUAUUCAAUGGCCAGCUAAUAAUCAUAUUGUUUUAUGUUGCACUCUAUUUUAUUUUAUAAAUUAAACUGAUUGUAUGAUAAGGAAUGCAAGAAGCUAAUAUUUGUUGUAAUCUUUACACAGUCUUACCUGGUAACUUUCAUUCCUCUACUGGUGUCCAUGACCACACAUGGAGAUGUGCCUAGGUAUGAUGAUGAGAGGGAUAAACCUGCUUGGUGGCCUAAAGAUAUUCAAUGGAGAAAUCCAAAAUCUUACACGAAGGGUAAAAACAAGGUAAAAAUAAUAGUUACUUGGGCAGCAAUUUAUAAGUACUUUUAGAACAGUGGUUCUCAAAACAAAAUGUGACUAUCACCCAGUCAUUUUUAGCACCCUCCUGUCUUACCUCUUUAUAGGAAUUAUCAGAAUAAUAAUUCGAGAUAGUUGAAGAUAGUUACACCAUUAAAAUGUACAAGCCAAAUAUAUUUGAGCAUUGAAUAUACUUAAUUUGAUAAUAACCUGACUAAUAUGAUGAACCCUUUCAGUACCAUGGCGUCCAAUUAAAAAUUAAAUUCAGUACCAAGCAAAGGGAAAUAACUCCAUUUUUACUAUAAAUUGCUUGCUGCCUUAAAUAAUUUAUUGAACAUUAAUCUUCUUCCCAUCGUUAAAAAAAAAUUACUAAUUGUAGCGAAAAGGUGACAUUUUUAAGUCUACAUUAGGACCAUUAUUUUAUGUCGAGUGAAUGCAGUCGGUUAGACCAGUCAGAUCUAUCAACAUCGGGUAAUAAGGGGAGAGACUGCAAUCAGGUUAGUACAAAACUCAUUUUAUUCUAUCAACAUCGGCUUGAUGUUUUGAUCUAUCUGAGUGUAAAAUCAAGCUCACAGUCAGUCACCAAACCCCAACAAAACAAGAGGUUGACAUUAUCCUUUUUAGGGCCCAAUUUGGCGUAAUGAGUCAUAAAAACAUAUCGCGACUGAAAGGGUUAAGCAAUACCUUUAUUUGCUUUGACAGAAUCUAUACUGCAGUCCUAAAAUUCCACAAGGUGGGCAGUACAAAAAAGAGCUUUAUAACCACCUUCCAUGGUACAUUACAUUGAUAGAGGAGCUUUAUAACCACCUUCCAUGGUGCAUUACAUUGAUAGAAGAGCUUCAUAACCACCUUCCAUGGUGCAUUACAUUGAUAGAGGAGCUUCAUAACCACCUUCCAUGGUGCAUUACAUUGAUAGAGGAGUUCAUAACCACCUUCCAUGGUGCAUUACAUUGAUAGAAGAGCUUUAUAACCACCUUCCUUGGUGCAUUACAUUGAUAGAGGAGUUCAUAACCACCUUCCAUGGAGCAUGACAUUGAUAGAAGAGCUUCAUAACCACCUUCCAUGGUGCAUUACAUUGAUAGAGGAGCUUCAUAACCACCUUCCAUGGUGCAUUACAUUGAUAGAAGAGCUUCAUAGCCACCUUCCUUGGUGCAUUACAUUGAUAGAGGAGCUUCAUAACCUCCUUCCAUUGGUGCAUUACAUUGAUAGAAGAUUUCCAUCUUGAGCUAAAACUCUUGGUACUAUUUUUUAAAACCAAGCGUCUGCACAUUGCCAAUAUCAGUUGACUAUUACUAGUGUUGUCGGCACAAAUGCCUUUUCUCUUUCCUCUGUAUUUUCUCAGACUUGCCUGCUUAUCAUCAACCUUAAUUUCAUGCCAAAAAUCAAGUAGUAAAAUGUAUAAUUUAAAAUGUCUAAUUUUAUCUUUAAAAAACGAUUUCUAACAAAAAUUUUCAAGUUCCCCCUAAAAGUUCAAAAACUUUUCCGCAACCCCCCCCCCCCCCCCAAACUUUAAAAAAAUCAAUGUAAAAUGUAUGAGGCUGUAAUGCUAAAGUGACAAGUUAAUUCAGUUUUUUCUAUUUCCUUGGCAUCUCAGGAUUGUCUCCAAGUAUUACGUAAACUGGUCCACAGCUGCUACUCCUAUCAUGGGGUAGAGGAGCUUUUGUGUCGUCUAGAUGAAGUACCAGAGGAAUCAGAGGUGAGAGUUGUAUUUGGAAGCUGUAAUAUCUAUAAGUCACCUGUUGCCUGGUACUAUGAUCGGUUUGUCACCUAAGUUAGACUCAGGGUUGCACAGAAUGUCUGUGACACUGUGGAGUUUGUGCUGUGAAGACUUCUACAGUGUGAUAGAAUGUAACCAACUUUGGGGGGGGGGGGGGGGGUUGUUUGUUAUAUUUCAAACAAAAUGAACAUGUUUUCUAUUGUUUACUUCAGGCUCAGAUUAUGGGAAAGGAUUUGUGUGAUAAGUUUUUCUAAUGCAUAAAAAAUUCACUUGUGAAACAUCUGGUGCAUUCAAAUGUGGGUUGUCAACAGUUAAGAUCAAAUGCAUACUUAUUUACUCUUAUGAUUUUGGAGUACCGUACAAUGUACGAUUUUGAGAUGACUUAUACCAUUGUUUGCAAGACCGUUUUUUAAAAUAAAUUUAUCAGGGUGGUUUUUACAAUUUAAAAAAAAUUAUCAGUUGUGUUAGUUUUAGCUCGUUUCUACACCCGGUGGUAAAUGGACAGAAAAAAGAUUUGCUGGGGACCAUCCAUAAUUAUAUUACUUAUGCGCUGACAGAGGAAAGGGGUGGUGUUGACUCGGAAGCGUGUGAGUGCAUGGGAGGGGUAGGAAGAGGUGUCCAAAUAUUUUUUAAGGCUACAAAUAAGCACCACUUUUCAUGUUCAUCAUAUUGUUGCUUUGUGUUUUCACAAUGAACUUGAUAGAUACGGCAACAAUAAUAUUUAGCGUAUUCACCUCAGUGACAAAUUUAGUAAACAUUUACCUUUUUUUCUGUGCUGUAUGAUGUAAUUCUGUGUAUAUAAUUUUUUUGACAUAAUUAUUUCAUUUCUUGGCUGAACAGCGACAAAUGUAAAAAAUUGAGAAAACUAUGGAUUUUUAAAAAAUGCAUUCUCAACUGCACUUCACAGCAGUCAUCUGUUUGACAUAGUUUAUAAGAUUAUGUAAGCGCAUUUGAAAUCUAUUUUUAGAAGUCACUAAGCAGCGUUACAAUUUUAAUACACCAACACUCCCCUUCUCUUCUCUCAAUAAAGCUUGCGGUAGUUAUUAGACCACAAUAUGUUAACGGAAAAUAAAAUCAGGCUCCUAGGCUAAAUACAGGGUUGGGCUAGCCUGGUUAAAUAUUGUGGCCCGUCAGACGUAUCACUAAUGUACUUAUUUCUUCAUUUAAUUAGUGAUUAUUUUUAUUUUAGUCAAAAAUCACAUUUGAAAUAUAUAUGCUUAAUUUUUUGUGACCAGUACGCGCCAUUUUGUUAUACCCGCCCCUUUUUGGACAGAUUUUAAAAAAUAGAUUGAAAGAAGUAAUAAAUUAUAAAAACAAUUGAACUACUAAAAUAAAAAGGAUUUAUAUAAACACAGCUAGGUAAGAGGAACCUAAAUUUCCACAAGCACUACAAUUAAGUGUAGAAUGAUGAACAAAUGUAUUCACAUAUAUUCAAAAGGGAAUCCCUGUAUUUUAAAUUAAUAAAAAAAAUUCUGGUCAAGGUCUCAGCCUACUCCCCAAAGCCCACACCCACUUUUGCUCGGGUGACUUCGCCACUCCCCCACCUCAUCUUGGUCUAUCAACGUGGAAAAUGAGGGACACCCUUUUAUUUGCAAUAAUGCAGUGUAUAUAAAUAAAUAUAGUUGUCUUGAUAUAUCGCUUGUGUGCUUAUAACAAUAGGCAAUAUAUGGCCUGUGUGGUUAUCACAAUAGGUAAUAAAUGGCUUGUGGACUUGUAACACAAGGUUAUAUAUGGCCAAUGGUCUAAUAACAAUAUGUAAAUUAAGGCAAUAGUCUAAUAACAAAAGGUAAUAUAUUACCAAUAGUCUAAUAGCAAUAAGUAAUAAAUGGCCAAUGGUCUAAUAACAAUAGUUAAUAAAUGGCCAAUGGUCUAAUAAUAAGGAAUAUUGUUUAAUGGUAUAAUAACAAUAGUAAUAUACGGACAAUAGUCUAAUAGCAAUAGGUAAUAUAUGGUUAAGAACUGCGUUCAAACUUUGUGAAAGAAAUCAUUGAACAAAGAAUUUUGAAACUUGAAGUGAAAGAACAGGAGACAAUAAAAAGAGAACUUAUCAACUGAAAUCCUUCGUCAGCAGACAAGGCAAAAUAAGAAACUACAAAGAAAUGGAAAAAGAGUUAAAAAAACUAAAGUUGCCUGUGUUGUAGAAUAAUGAUAGAUUCGGAAGUGCUGUAUUAUUGAUGGAAGUAGGGUUGUCCAAAACUGAAACAUCUGUGCUAUGCAAAAGAUUACAGGAAGUAAAAUAAUUAAGUGUGUUUAUUAAUGUCAUUAAUGCAGAAUUUAAGAUUUUAAAGUGCAAAGAAAUAUAUUAAAAAUACAUAAAAAUGAUAAGGAAUAUGAAAAGAAUAUAGUUAAAUCGAGUAUUUGGUUGAUUCCUUAUGGUGAUGUGGUAACUAAAAUCUAAAUACUGUAUUUAUCGGCUUAUAACACGCACUUUUUCUCCCUGAAAAUAGGGGGCAAAUGAUGUGUGGGCUUUCAACACUUCCUAAUUUAUGGCCAUUGUUUUAAUAACAAAUGGUAAUCUUUGGCCAACAGACUAAUAACAAAAAGUAAUAUAUGGCCAAUGUUCUAAUAACAAAAGGUAAUAUAUAAACAUAACAUGGCUCUUGGGCUAAUCCCACUCUUAAUCCAGUAUUUAAUGUUUCCUUUGAGCACAGCAACAAGAGACUAUAGAAAUAAUUGAGCUGUCAGAUAACGAGGAUGGUGUGGAGGAAUCAUCUGGGGGUAAGUUCAGUUCUUUCGACAAUAUCGAGAUCACCAUCAAUGUAAGUGUCAUCAGUCAACUUUCAGUUGGCUUGUAAGAGAAGUGAUAAGAUGAUUCAUUUUCUUCAAGUUCAAAUAAACAAUUUUUUUUUAAUUUGAAUAUAACCUUUUUUAAAUGCUGAAAAUGAAAUGCAAAAUGCAAUCAAACCAAUUUUCCACUUGGAUCCAUUAAAGAAUCUGAAAUACUCUUUAAAGAAAAGUCUUAAGUUGAAUUUUUUUAAUAUUUGCUUUUUAUAUUAUUUUUGUAAGUUAACUUUUUUGAAGGGUGAAGUGUGUGUGCAAUCUGACAACGUUUGUCUUGUGUUUCAGAGAGUGAAGGGCCUGUCUUUGUAUGCUGCUUCUGUCUGGAACAAUUCAGCAGCCACGAAGCUGUCCACAGCCAUCAAAACACAUGUAAGAACAGAUCAAGAGACUCGGGGGAUGAGCCGCAGUUUUCAGACUGGAAGCAGUCCAGCACUCUGCCACCUGAUCAACUUUAUAUUGAUUCUUUUUUGGAUCAACCACCGGCCAGUGAAACUGAAGGCGAUUCUCCGUCAUUAUCUUCCCAUGUCAGCAGGCUGGACGAUUCCUUCCUAACACAAGCCCCCAAAAAUCCACAGAGUCAUCUCAGCGCGUCAUCUGUUCCACCAAACCAAGUCAAAAAAGGUGCUCCAGCCUGCCCCCAGCCUUUUGUUCCAACACUCAAAACUCGCAGUCAGAAAAAGCUGGAUCAGAUCAUGGAAAAACACAAUCAGAGGCAGAUGAUGAUGAAAGAGUGUAGAGAGAUGAGGGAAGUACCUGAAACUGGAGCAUGGUGGGUCAGUAGGACAAGGAGACAUCGAGGUCAGAGCAGCCAGCAUCCUGGCACCUACUUGUCAAAGGAGGCUUUUCUUGCAGCCAUGGGUAUGAUCAGGAAGGCAGAAGUACAGAUGACCUCUAACUGCGGUCCCAAACCAGAACAGGAGGUGGACUUGGACUGUGAGAUUGUCAAUGUGGAGGGCCCUUUAAGCGCAGUUCCACCUGCACCUUUUGAAAAAUCUGCAACAGCUUGCCCUCGCUCAGCCAGGUCGCUGAUGUCUCAGCUCAGCAGGGGCAACGAAGUGUCGUCCCGAACAAGGAGACUCAGCUUUUGUUUUGUGGAGGAUGAGUGGGCGGACAAGGAGGCACUGGAGGAAGGCAGGGACCCGCUCCACGUUUCUCUGUUGACUUUAGAUGUCUCAUCUCCCUUGGGCCAGCGCAUAAAGAAAUAUGUCAAAGGUGAAGGACAUAUGAACAUCAUCAAAGAUGUGGAGAGCUAUUGCAGGACAGAGAUUGAUGAAGACAGCUACAGCAAGCUACGGUUUAGGGCCAGUGAUUUUAGAGUGACCUUUCGGAAGAAAAGAAGGGCAACAACCUACGUGCAUAAAUACAAGUUCAACAGCAGUGAUAGGUUGGAGUUUAAAACUUACCUCCGAACAGGCCUGAGUCCCAGAAGUCGUCAGUUGCAACAUUGCUUGCCCAAAUGUCAUAUUGUGCUGAAAGAGCUGACAAAAAGUGAAAUAAAACAUUGGACAGAGGAGAAGAAGAUCAGAAUAACUGAGAACAUUGUGUACGAUGAUGAUAUCUGCAUCACUCAGAUUGAUAUACCUGAAUCCAAAUUAUGCCAGCGAUUUUCUCAAGAAAAAAAUGGUAUUCCUGUUGACAUGUACACAUCAAGUCAGAGCCCAUCUAGUUUCUUGCAGAACUCUUCUCAUCGCCCCAAGCCUGUUAACAGUCGGCCGGCGUUUGCAUCACAUAUGCCCUCGUCGCCUCCCCAUGUUCCAAACAUAUUUCGAAAUAGGCUGUCUCACACACCUUCACCCCCGAGACUAGUACCUAACACUCUUCCUUCCAGACCAAAACUGUCCAAUGGUCUUCAUUUCAAUGAAAACAAGUUUGUAAAUAGAAGAGAUGGUCUUGGAGUUGGGUCACCACUCAGACAGCCCAUUUCUACACACAGCAGGAUAGCAGAGAACUCGAUGAGCAAAGCUCAGCAUCUUAGCAGGCACCCCUUACAGUCUCCCUCGGUGUACUCCUCAGCUGGCCUGCCUGUCAAUGAGAGGCGGUCAACAGGUUUAAGCAUAACUGGUCAAAACAGACUUGCUGGGCCCAGCAGCAGACGAAAGCAGCUGAUGACAUAUGUCAGGAGAGAUGAAUGUGAAGGGGGUGCGGGGCAGCUAGUUAGUAAUUCCAGUUUUGGAUAUAUUCCCUUAGGGGGUGACAGCAAUCACCCUGGGACUAAUAACAACCACCUGAGCAUGAAUAGCAACCAUCUGAGCAUGAACAACAACCACCUAAGCAUGAACAAUACAGACCUGCCUGUCAAAAAUAGCACACUUGAACAAAAAAAGAAUGGUACCCAUGUAAAAAAUGUCAGGAGACUUUCUAACUUUGACUAUUUUAGAAUUCGAGAUAGCAAAAUUAGUUCAGGUCAGUCUGCAGUGAACCCGUCGGUCUUACAGAGCCCUACUGGGCCUGCUGUGACAUUCAAUCAUUCCCCACAAAACCAUCGUCACUCCCAAACAGCAGCCGGCUUGGCUAAUCAAAGAGCUUUGCAGGCUAAAACUGAUCAGGUCAGAACUAACUCACUACCACAGCACAGGCCCAAAUCCAACGAUAGCAACGGUCCUCACACUAGAGACUCGUCUGCUCCUAGUCAACAAAACGCUGCGUCCAAUGGUUCUAAACCCGUCAACCCGAGAUUCAACCAUGUCCAAGAAGUCAUUGGGAAGUCCCCUUGUUUGAUGGAGCACUUUAACAACACAGUUUCUGUACCAUCCUCAAUGAGACAAGUGACCACCAUCAUGAGUCUGUGCCCCAAUCCCAAUGAGGAUGGAGAAGAUGAGGUGAUGGAGAUUAUAUGCAUUGAUGACGACUAAAUUUGGGCGGGGGAAACGUUGUUGUGGUUGGUGAUGGCCAACUCUUUGAGAGUUGUUGUGGUUGGUGGUGGCCAACUCUUGGAGAGCAGAUGUUGUUGCUGUCACUUUUAACAUAAAAAUAAUUCCAUGGUAUUAACGGGUACAAUAAUGAUCAUUGAUUUUCAUGUAUUGAAAUAUGAUAAUAUAAUGGAGACUUGGUGGGCUGUAGUAAACAUUCUUGCCUAGAAAUGAUUGCUAUUUAAAAUUAUGUGGAUUAAAAAGAGUUUCAAUUGUUGUUAGUGUUUCAGUUGUAUGAUUACAGAAUAGUUUUUUCCCGCUCAUCAUUGUGUAUGACUAUACUUAUACAUAGAGAAAUAUAAAAUAAGAUUCUUGUUCCCAAUAGUCUUCAGCCUAACGGUAUAGGUCUUGGUAGUGCCUCAAUCAGGGCUGCAGCCAGGGGCAACCAUGUUUUAUUUCAAAUGCCAUUACCACUCACUAGCUGUAUAGUCAUUUAACAUGUUUAGAGUUUUUAAAUGUGCAAAACGCUUGACAUAAUCACUGAAGUCUUAGUGAUUACUUGAAUAUUUUAUUUAAAUUUUUGUUACUCAAAUUUAUUUCAUUUAAGAUGUACUAAAGCAAGUUUCACUAUGGGAAAAUGUUUUUAAAAAUUAAGCCACUGUCAUUCUGAAUUGGUGACGUUAUUAAUUUUGUUGUUGUUGUUAUGCUUGUGGGAAGAGAAGGCUACAGCCAUGUUGCUAAUCGUUAUAAAAGAGGAUCUAAUAAAGCAUCAUUGAGAUGUUUAUGUCUAACAACACGUAACUGUUGGUGACAACACACACAGCUGCAACUGUAAGUAAAAUAUGCAAACUUGAUGUCUUUUCCAGCUGUUUGGAAAUAAAACAGCUAAAUUGAGCUGACCUUCACUGAGAGUUAAGGACUAACAGGACGGAGAUAAUCUCUCUGAUUCGUUUUCAUUCUGCACUCAAAUUUUCCCAUUACCUGAGAUAGUGCUUUACAAGAAGUCUUAGACCAAAUGAUAUCAUUAAUCCAGUGGGAAGCCCUACAAACCCACAAGCCCUAAAGGGCCAUCCAUAUAGUAAAACUAAGGGGGAAGGGAGGUGGUGUGUCCAUUUUUAGAGAUGUGGUAUCCAGGGAAUUCCAUAAAUAGCAUAUAUUUAUACAUAAUUAUAUAUAUCUCAUAUAAGGUUGUAAAAAUAUGCAAAUUAUUGUAGGAAUGAACGUUAUAAUGCUGCCUUGCAUUUUCAAAAGUGAACUUGCUAAAUAUCACUCUAGUAGAAGUAAUGGUGAUAUUUAUGCUGCCGUAUGUGCCAGGAGCUUGAGAUGUAUUUUCUUCAGGUACGCCAGUGGUUCUUAAACUUGUAUGAUUCCCUGCGCCCUUGCCAAAUUUAGGUUGUUAAAUACUUACAAGUACACUUUGAAAUAGUGAAAACAUAAAAGAAAGGGUUAGUUAAAAAUGAAUAAAAGGCAUAAGUAUGUCACUAAGCAUCAUCGAGUAACUGCAAAGUUAUGUGUACGGUACUUACGUGAGUUACUGUUGUCACACAUAUUUUGCAACCCAAGACGGUGCCAUGCCAAGGGGUGAAUUCUGAAAAUGGAGUUCCUCUACCUGGUACAUAAAAAGAUGAUAUUUGACACCCCAUGUCUUUGUGAAGUACCGGUACAUGGGACUUUAUAGUUUAUCUAUACAGGUCUUAUUUGUCUGGGUCGAGUGCACCCUUCUUAUGACCCUGCUGGGCGACACGGCGCAUAUUUUGGGAACCUCUUGGCUCACCAGACAGCAUCAAAAACCUGUGACACAUUUUUUUUGCUGUGAUGUCUAUAAAUAAAUUGAUUGGGGUUUUUUUUGGUGGGGGGUUAAAAGCUCAUUGUACCCACUCAUAAGGGAGGGGCUGUUAAAAAUGAACACAUGCAACUGGGGGAGGGGUUAGAUAAUGUG